AUGAGCAGCCUGUUUGGCGGCGCGACUGCCAACAACAACCAGCAAGGCGGUACCGGACUGUUUGGCUCUGCGACUAACACGAAUGCUGGCAAUACUGGGGCGAGCUUGUUCGGGUCGAGCACAGCGCAGAACAACAGUGGUGGAGGAGGCCUUUUUGACAACGCGGAUAACAACACCCAGAACCAAAAUCAGGGUGGUAACACCGGAGGAGGGCUGUUCAACAAUAGCAAUGGUCUGAACCAGACGGGAAACACAGGAGGGUUGUUCGGGUCAAGCACUGUGCAGAAUCAGAACCAGAACCAGACCGGCAACACAGGACCGUUCGGAACAAGCACCACGCAGAACAAGCCAGCGACAGGACUGUUUGGGUCAGCUGCGACAACAAACAAGACCACUGGUGGAGGUGGAUUGUUUGGUGCGAGCACCACUCAAAAUCAGAAUCAGACCGCACAGAACAAUGCAGGUGGACUCUUUGGUGCAAGGCCGAACACCGGAGUCGGAGGGGGCAUGUUCAAUAACACCAACGAGAACCAGAACCAGAACCAAAACCAGAGCGGCGGCUUAAGUUCAAUCUUCGGCAACACUCAGCAAAACAACACUCAGAAUCAGAAUGCAGGCGGCUCUCUCUUCGGCGCCGCACCGCUCAUCCAGUCGCAACAGCAGCAACAGCAGAACCUUUCCGGAUCAAUGUGGCAUCAACCAACAGUUCAAGUCGGUCACUCCGGUCAUACCAUGAGCUCAGUGCAGCUCCAGAAGCUGCAGAUGGGAGGUGUAUCACAACCCAACGAGAAGAGCAUCAAAGAUCAGAUCACCACAGUCUGGAAGAAGUGGAAUCCGGACGGAGACGGACAAAACCCAGCCACGACUACGCUCAAGACAUACCUCUACAAUGCAGUACCCAAGGAGUACGCGCCCUUCUUCUAUCCAAAUGUAUCUCUCGGCGAGGACGAGCAGAGCUGGGAAGAGGCGUUGAGCCAAAAGCCCGAUCCGCCUAAAGUCGACGGGCAGGAAGUCGCAACCUUGGCAUAUGUGCCUAUCAUGUGCAAAGGGUUCGAGGCGAUGGGCAGACGAGUCGAGACACAAGCGAAGAUCGUGGAAGAGAUGCGAGUGCGGCUGCAUGAGAUGAACAACUCUCUGUCAGCAGUGAUGGAUGCGCAUCAGCAGAGAAUGACCGUCCGGAUAGAGACUGCAAAGAAGCAGCACCAGGUGCUCUCACAGCGGUGUCUGAGGCUCGCGGUGAAGGUUCAGGUGCUGAGGAACCGGGGUUACGCUCUGGAUGCUGCAGAAGAAGGACUUCGGAAGACACUGAUUGCGUUGGAGAAGCGGGUCAUGGAUCCAGGAUCCGCCGGCCGCGAAGAUGAGAUCUGGGCGAGGAUGGUGACGUUGCGCGAGAGGACGAGUUGGCUGGAAGAAGAAGGGAAGAGGGUCACGGCGCAGGUCGAUCAGCAGACCCGCCAAGGUCAGAACCCGAAAGCGAAUGGCGUACCAGAGAGCGUCCUCGCGAAGACGAAGGAGAUCCUGAAAGAUUACGACGAGCAGUUGCAGCACUUAAACAAAGAGCUGGAGGAUGUGAAGAACGAGUACGCGGAGUGGGAUGCGUCGCAGAGGAGACGGUAG
Messenger RNA from Fulvia fulva, 1617 nucleotides. RefSeq names its product Nucleoporin NUP57. Gene Ontology annotation, molecular function: structural constituent of nuclear pore. Bases 1 to 1617 code for a protein of 538 amino acids. The record is from RefSeq and is a predicted model, not a curated record. Gene Ontology annotation, cellular component: nuclear pore central transport channel; nuclear pore. Gene Ontology annotation, biological process: protein localization to nuclear inner membrane; NLS-bearing protein import into nucleus; nuclear pore organization. Lineage: Eukaryota; Fungi; Ascomycota; Dothideomycetes; Mycosphaerellales; Mycosphaerellaceae. The transcript has a single exon.